AUGUCUGACGAAAUGGACGAUGACAUGUCGGAUGACUCCCAUUCGACUUACUCUUCUUGGUACUCUCGAAGGUCUCCAGCGUACUCUCCACCGAAACCCGAUCCUAUCACACAUUAUGACAUCCGUUACCUACCUUCGGACGGUAUGCGGACUGGUAAAUGCAUAGACUUGGCCUUCAUUCUGGAUUGCACAGGGUCGAUGCAGAGGUAUAUUGAUAGCGUCAGGGAUCAUAUCAUAGGGAUAUGCGAUAUGAUCAGAGGGGAGGAAGGUCUCAAUGGACCGGAUGAUUUACGAGUCGCGGUGGUCAAUUAUCGCGAUCAUCCACCUCAAGAUUCUUCUUACGUGUAUCAAUUCCAUCCCUUCACUUCGGAUAUUCCUUCCGUCCAACGGUACAUCCGUGGGCUUACAGCGUCCGGAGGAGGAGAUGGUCCAGAGGCCGUAACAGCAGGAAUGGCAGCUGUACUCACCGAGCUGGAGUGGAGAAGAGAAGCAUCUAAAAUGGUCGUGUUGAUUGCCGACGCUCCACCGCACGGUAUAGGAGAAAGCGGAGAUCAAAUCAAAGUUGGUGAUCCAGAUGGACAUGAUCCGUUGGUAAUUGCGAGAUACAUGGCGCAACACGGCAUCACUCUGUUCAUGGUAGCCUGCGAAGAUACUUUAUCAAAUUAUCAUCACGCAGUCGACUUUUUCACAGCUAUAUGUAACAUGACCUCAGGGCUCAUGUUGCCUCUGACGACAGCGGAUCUUUUAGCCAUGACCAUUGUCGGUAGUGUGUUGGAGAAUAUGGACAUGGAGAGGUUGAUAGAGGAGGUUGGAGCAGAGGUCGCUCAGCGUGUGAGAAUGAGAGGCGAGACUAUGGAAAGUGUGGAACAAGUUGCACAGGAACUUCACGAACGUCUAUUGCUACGUAACGAACAAACCAAACAAGUUUCUCUACCCGAAGUUUACGUCCCACACGAAAACGCCAAGAAAAACGUAUCAACAUGGAUGUCAGCACAAUACGUUUCCGACGCAGUACCCAAUAUCCUCGAUGUGCCAGGUAAAAGAUUAACUGAUAAAUUCCGUUCAAACGCAUUUCAUCAUUUUUCUUAUACUCCAGGUGGACGAUUACCACCAAGACGUGUUUCAGCAUCUCAUGCUCCUCCCACUCCCUCUUCACCUACUCAUCCAUUAAAACCGAUGUCCCCACCGAUGAGUCCACCCACCGCCAGUCCCAGUCGGAGGGUGGUGAGUGAUUUCAAACCUUUCGGUGCUGCUUCUUCUGGAAGUACCCCGCUGUCAGUAUUUGGAGCACCUGUUUUGGCUACUGGACCAGGAGGGGGAAUGUUUGGUUCGGCUGGAACUUCAUCUUUUGGUGGGAUGAGAAAUAGAGAAGAAGAAGAGGAAGAUGAAGAUGAUGGGAAAGAGGCGAGGUUGAAAAUGGAAUCUAUUUCUUUGGAUCAAGCAAGAAGGAUCGCCACUCAAUCAGUUUUCCGAGCCAGUAGAUUAGGUUAA
Messenger RNA from Tremella mesenterica DSM 1558, 1491 nucleotides. RefSeq lists its product as uncharacterized. Gene Ontology annotation, biological process: peptidyl-threonine phosphorylation. Gene Ontology annotation, molecular function: protein serine/threonine kinase activity. Lineage: Eukaryota; Fungi; Basidiomycota; Tremellomycetes; Tremellales; Tremellaceae. Gene Ontology annotation, cellular component: cytoplasm. The record is from RefSeq and is a predicted model, not a curated record. Bases 1 to 1491 code for a protein of 496 amino acids. The transcript is spliced from 11 exons.